Messenger RNA from Penaeus vannamei (Pacific white shrimp), 1326 nucleotides. Its product is annotated as RAD52 motif-containing protein 1. The record is from RefSeq and is a predicted model, not a curated record. Lineage: Eukaryota; Metazoa; Arthropoda; Malacostraca; Decapoda; Penaeidae. Gene Ontology annotation, cellular component: nucleolus. Gene Ontology annotation, molecular function: RNA binding.
UAAAAGAAAGUUUUCGCAACGUAAACAUCAAGAGUGGCAAAGAAAAACUUCAAAAGAUAAGGCACGAUGCAGCAAUAACAAAAAAAGCAUUAUAAGAAAAUGGCAAGAACGGAUAUUGAAGUGAUACAGAUGGAAGUACCAAGGGAUGAUGGCCAUCAAGUGUACGUUCCAUCUAUCAUCUGGAACAAGUUGCAGGAAGAGUUAGAGCAUGAACUUGACCAAAGAUUUUCAACAUUUGGCCUUGUCUACCGAAUUUCAGUUUUCAAGAGCAAUUUUUCUACAGAAGAAGUUGUUGGCAUGGAGUGGUAUGCCUAUGUAAUUUUCUAUUCUGUCAGUGGAGCCAAAAAUGCCUUAAAACAGAGUGGCAAAAUAAAGGUAGGAGAGACAGAAAUACAGAUCAGAAAAAAACACCAUUACAGACCUCACACCAAGCGAGAGCUGCCUCUCUACAAAGCCCAAGAAUUGCUCACUUUUUACUUUGGCUUCAAUUGUUGGUCUUCUGAAGUGGUGUAUAUGGAAAGAGAACCAGAGGGAGAGUCACCCGAUCACUUUAGAUAUGCAUGUAUGGUGCGAGUCAAGAUGCCAAAAGAGAAUCUUUGUAGUGAAGGGCUGGGCGUCGCAGAAGUACCCUUCUCUCCCACUGCUCCUUCAUCUAGAGGGAUUGCUCAUAUGACUGCCAGACGAUUUGCCUACCAGUCUGCAAUGAAGACAGCCUUUUCCAAGUUCGUUAUCAUUAUACUAGGAAAUGGUAAAAUUACUGUUGAGGUAGACACAACACAGGAAGAUAUUUAUGUCUAUGACCCUGCAUGGGAUAAUCCUGUUGUAAAGGUCAAUGAAAUCAACUAUGAUCCAGAAGCUGAGGAAGAGUGCGAAGACUUAGAUGACAUUACUGAAGAGGAAUUGAAUGCUCUCCUUGAUGCUCCCUUGUUAUAAUUUUAUUCUGAAUAUGUUAAGGGCUUUUAAUUUCAAAAUCUUUUUCGUUCUUUUACAUUUUUUAAAAGUGAUUAUUUUGAUUAAUUUUAUUAUUUGCCACUUUUAAGUUUCUCUGACAGCCUAAUGGGGAAAAAUCUGUAAAGAGAUGAGUGAUUUCAUAAAGAAUAUGUCUAAGCUAGGAAUUGUAAAGUACAAACUAUUACACCUGGUACAAAUAUUUUUCUUUUCAUUUCACUGUGCAGUUUCCAAGCUAGAUGUUAAUUUUUAAAUUAUUUUUGGAUUGGUGGCAAUGAAUAUGAAUGAAUAUUCCCUUGUAUACCUUUUACUGUAGUUUGGAGUGUGUUUGAUAUUUAUUAUACUUGUAUAUAUUUUAAUAAAGAAAUAUUUUACUCA